Messenger RNA from Diorhabda sublineata, 3191 nucleotides. Its product is annotated as protein regulator of cytokinesis 1-like. The transcript is spliced from 8 exons. NCBI's taxonomy places the organism in Eukaryota, Metazoa, Arthropoda, Insecta, Coleoptera, Chrysomelidae. Gene Ontology annotation, biological process: mitotic spindle midzone assembly; microtubule cytoskeleton organization. Gene Ontology annotation, cellular component: cytoplasm; spindle; mitotic spindle midzone. Bases 1520 to 2977 code for a protein of 485 amino acids. Gene Ontology annotation, molecular function: microtubule binding. The record is from RefSeq and is a predicted model, not a curated record.
UAUAAAAGAUAUAGGCUGGGCCAGUGUAAUGUGGGAAUCGCUCCAAAAAUGCAUGAAAAAGAGUUUUUUAAAUUGGGUAGAUACAGUUGUGACCAUGAGCCAAAAUGAAGAUGACAUUAAAGAAUGGAAAACAACAUUUUUGGAACAGUUUGAAGAAAGGUAACUAUCUGUCUAUCCAAAAUAAUAUAAGUUUCUCUUAUUAUUUAUAUAUACACCUUUUUAUAGUACCAAAUCCAAAUGUUAUCAUAUAUAUUGACUGAGCUUUCUCAAUCAGUUUUCUUUUAAACUGAUUAUUAAUAUUCAGCUCAAAUUAUUUUUUUCCAUUCAUUGUUUCAGACUAAAGUCUAUUUUUAUGAAUGACAGAGUAAUAAAAUGAUGAAGCAUUUGUAAUUCAUAGGCAUUGGGAAACAGGGUCACAAAAUAUAUGAAAGUUCCCUGUAUUUUAUUGAGAAUGUUUAUUUUGGUAAACUAAGUUAAAAUUAAAUAUUUACAAUAUGAACUUCAUUAGAAAAAGCAAGGAAUUAUAAUUUAGGGAUAGAGUUUAUUCCAUAUGGUACAAAUCCAAUUUAUAAGAAUGAAACCAUAAUACAUCUAGAUAUUUUUAAUGAAAUUAGAGUGUGUUCAUAUAUCCUGUUUGAUCCUGAUUUAUAAAAACAAAUGCUUCUUUUGGAUUUUUAUCCUGUAAUUUCCAAGGAGAAAGUUAUUUAGUAGAAUUCCGCAUUGAGGGCUGUUAGCAAACAAAACAUAUGUCUUUAUCAUUGGGAAUACUUUUUCACCUUGAAUAGGUUCCUUGUUUUGCUUGUUAAGGGUCCAAUGUUAUCCAGAAAUUCAAGUAAACUUCAACACUGAUUUAUUUUGAGGCAUCAAGCAACAAUAGAAACUGAUAUGGUCUAUUCUCUACAAAGAUUCUUGAUUGUUCACAUUCUUUAUAAGCGUGUACAAGUUUAAAUUUUUAUAUUUGGAACACUGGCAGCUAGGCAGAAGUUUCCAAUAUUAUCAAAUACAAUUGCUCUAUUAAUGAGCUUAUUAUAUCACAGCAAUCACAGUCGUGUUGAACUAUUGUUUUAGGUAGUUUUUUUAAUUCACCUUUUUUUUUCUAAUUAGAGUUCCUUAUGAUAAAACAGAUAUAAUCAUCAUCAAGAUUUUCCAUCCUUUGGAUUAUGCCCUCAAUUAGCAAUAUAAAAUGAUUUCCUCAGACAAUUCAAAAACCCUAUUUUAAUCAAUCAUAAAGAAUUAACUGAAAAAUAUCUAUUUUUAGUUUACCCUGGGAUAUUUGAUGCAGCGUUAACAACAGGUAUUUCAAGUAUUGUGUAAUUAUUAUAGUUCUCUUUUUUUGCAAAGUGUAGUAGAAUAAUAAACCCUAUGAUAGUAAAAGUAAUGUUCUCUUUGUCUAUCUAUUACUUUUUCCAGGUGCAUUGAACUAGUUGUAGAUAUCAGAGAAUUACAUGAGCAAGUCCUAUUGAACAUAGAGAAAUAUCUUGAAAGAAUACAAGUUUUAUGCAAACUUCUGCAAAUAGAUAUGCCAGUUAUUGGGCAGCAGAAAUUAGGAUUAUAUCAAGAACAAUUUCAACUAAAAAAACAAAUCAAAUUAUUAGAACAGAUGAGCGAAUCAAGAUUAUUGCUAUUUAAUCCAUUACAUGCUAAGCAAUUAGAAUUAUGUAAAAAUCUUGGCAAAGAACCUAAAUUUAUAGUCAAAAAUUCUUUGCCUACAGUUGAGGACAUUGAAGAUUUAGAAAAAUAUAUUGAUGAACUGGAACAGGAAUCUUUUAAAAGACUGGAAACGUUCACAUCGAUCAAAGGAGAACUUGAGCAAAUAGUGAGUCAGCUAAAAUACACUCCUUCCACAUAUUUCGAAAAUGCUGUUUUGAAUGGCAGUGAAAAUGAUUUUGCAUUAACUGAAGAUAAUAUGGAAUCUUUAUAUGCGUUCUACAAUAGUAUGAAGAAGGAAUUGGACAACGUCAAAGAAGAGAUUGACCUGUUAUGGAACAAAAUUGAAAAUAUUUGGACUUUACUAGAAAUUGAUUUUGUUGAAAGGGAACGGUUUCGUAAAAAAUAUGUAGAAAUUUCAAAGGAAACCUUAGAAGCUUUAAGACAAGAAAUGAGAAGAUGUGAAAAUUUAAAAAUGGCUAAUAUCAAGAUUUUUGUUGAAAGAGUUCGUCAGGAAUUGCAACAGAUCUGGAAACAGUGUCAUUGCUCCGAAUCUGUUUUAAGUGACUUCAGAUAUAUCUAUUGUGAUACGUAUACUGAGGAUCUCCUGGAACUGCAUGAAGAAGAGCUCAAAAAAUGGACAGCGUAUUUAGAGAAAAACAAAGAAACCAUUACUUUAAUAAAUAAACAUCGCCGUUUGUGGGAUAAAUUAACAGAAUUGGAAAUAAAUUCAAUUAAUCCAGAUCGUUUCAAUAACCGAGGGGGUAAACUUUUGAAGGAAGAAAAGGAAAGGAAUUUAUUGUUCAAACAGGUAUCAAAAAUUGAAACAAACUUGAUUAAUCUGGCGGAAACAUAUGAACGCAAAUACAAAGUACCUUUUCUAACAUAUGGACGUACUAUCAAGGAAUAUAUCGAUGACAGACAUGCGAACAAAGAAAAUGCAAAAUUAAUGUUUAAAAGUGCUAUGAAACUACAGAAAGGAACAUCAAUGAAUAUGCCAUCAGUACAAAGGACCACUUCGACAUUAAAGAGAAACAUGGCUGAAUUUCCUUCAACAAAUCCAAAAAAAUUAAAGGUGGUCUCUCAUAAAGCGCUUACUGAGCCAAAGAGCAGUCGAUGUCAAUUGAAAAUACCUAAGAUUUUGGUUACAUCAAUUAGUAGUACUAAACGUUGGUCGGCUGAAAGAAAAAAACGAAUCGAAAAAAUUCGUCGAAUAAGUGGGCAGAAAGAAAUGCGUGAUACUUCAUCCUACAUAGAAUUUCAGAAUGACUUAUCAAAUCGAAAAGAUUUGCGUAGUACCCUAGAUGGUCUAGGUGGUAGUGAUGAAUAGUCUAGUACCGAAUCGUCUCCUAGAAUAUUACCAAGCACCAAUAACAAAUAAUGUAUACCAAGCUGUAAAAAUUUCCAGGAUCAGCUCGAAAUAUAUUAAAUAUUGUCUGAAUAUUCAUUGUGUUUUGUAAAAAAUGUAAUAUAUGAAUAGUUCUACUUUGAUUUUAUGUAUAAAUAACUUAUUUUUUCGAAUAUACAAAUUAAUCCUUAUGCAA